Molecule: messenger RNA, 669 nt
Organism: Lodderomyces orthopsilosis Co 90-125
Lineage: Eukaryota; Fungi; Ascomycota; Pichiomycetes; Serinales; Debaryomycetaceae
Product: exosome non-catalytic core subunit
Exons: 1
Coding region: 1-669 (222 amino acids)
Biological process (GO): rRNA catabolic process; U4 snRNA 3'-end processing; poly(A)-dependent snoRNA 3'-end processing
Cellular component (GO): nucleolus; nuclear exosome (RNase complex); cytoplasmic exosome (RNase complex)
Source: RefSeq, a predicted model, not a curated record
AUGUCAUUCAAAGUCAAUACAUCUGUCUUAAGCAAUGCUGAUGGAUCGGCUGAACUAACCAUAAAUGGAACAAAGUGUUUGGUAUCUGUUUCAGGUCCAAUAGAACCCAAAGUUCGUCAAGAGCUACCCACACAAGCCAGUCUUGAAAUAAUAGUACGUCCAGCUCAUGGUCUUUCAACAACUAGAGAAAAACUCCUUGAAGAUAAAUUGCGUUCCUUACUCCAAUCACUUAUAAUAAGGUAUAAAUACCCUCGACAAUUAAUUCAAAUCGUGGUUCAAUUUUUGGUGGUUGAUGAAGAACCAGAGUAUACAUGUAAUGAAUUGAAUGCAGCAAUAAACGGUUGCUAUUUUGCAUUGAUUGAUGCUGACUUGGCAUUGUAUCUGAGUUUUGCAUCCACAAAUGUCUGCCUCAAUCUAGGUAAUUUAAUUAAAGAUCCUACUGGGGAUGUCAUUGCCACGAGUGAUUCCCACCAUGUGCUUUGCUUCAGUUUAGAGGAUGGUAAGGUUGGAAAGUUGUUACUUUUAGAGAGUGCAGGAGAAUUCAAUGAAUCACAGUUGUUUGAUUUGAUUUCAAAGAGUGUAUUGACAGUGGAAGAGCUACACAAGCUACAGAGGAAAGCUAUAGAGGCAAAGGUGGAAAAGGAUUACAUAUGGAGUAGGAAUGAUUAA